This is a messenger RNA of Danio aesculapii, 1248 nucleotides long. RefSeq names its product transmembrane protein 30C (gene cdc50c). Gene Ontology annotation, biological process: phospholipid translocation. The coding region runs from base 108 to 1166 and encodes 352 amino acids. The record is from RefSeq and is a predicted model, not a curated record. Gene Ontology annotation, cellular component: Golgi apparatus; endoplasmic reticulum; plasma membrane. Lineage: Eukaryota; Metazoa; Chordata; Actinopteri; Cypriniformes; Danionidae. The transcript is spliced from 7 exons.
CAUUCACACUGGCAACUGGGAAAACUUCCUUCGGUGGCAGUUAAAAAUACACCUUCUAAUUUGAAUCUGUGUUGUUAGUAGUUUUGUAAGGCUGUAGGGAGUCUGAGAUGGCCAAGAAGGUGGCAGGUUUAGGGCCACUGUCGAGGCGUCCAGAUAACUCGGCGUUUAAACAGCAGAGAUUACCAGCCUGGUCUCCAUCUCUCACGGCACAGACCGUCCUGCCAAUCUUCUACAUCCUAGCUGUCGUGUGCCUGCUGCUGGGCAUCUGGCUCCUCAUCACUGUCCAGAACACACACCAACUGAAGGUGGACUACACCGAUGCUGGAACAUGUGAAGGAUGCUUCAAGCUUCAUGCCAGCAACAACAGAACGGUGUGCACAUGUUCAGUCAACUUCUACGUUCCAAGACCCUUCCUGGGCGACGUGUUCUUCUACUACGGUCUGAGGAACUUUCAUCAGAACCUGCGGAGGUACAUGGACUCCCGCGAUGAUGCACAGAUGGUGGGGAGGAAGAACAACCUGAAGGCACCGAGUUCGUACUGUGCUCCGUUUCAUUACGAUGCAAACGGGGUACCCAUCGCCCCCUGCGGUGCUGUGGCCAACAGCAUGUUCAACGACUCAUUUACACUGAUGUAUCAUCAAGCUAAUGGGGCAGAAGUGCAAAUUCCACUCUAUAGGAAGGGCAUCGCUUGGUACACAGACAAAAAUGUCAAGUUCCGCAACCCUCCGACUAACGACACGUUUUCCCUUCGACAAGCCUUUGAAGGCACGACUCGGCCCUUAUACUGGCAGCGCUCGGUUUAUGAGCUGGAUGACACAGACUCCAACAACAAUGGUUUCAUAAAUGACGACCUGAUUGUUUGGAUGAGAGAGGCAGCCUUCCCUAAUUUCAAAAAGCUUUAUGGUGUUCUCAAUCGUGCUCGAGAGCCUUUCACUGAAGGCCUGCCCGCCGGCAACUACAGCAUCUCUAUAAAUUACAAUUUUCCUGUCGAGCCCUUCAGAGGCCGAAAGGAGCUGGUGAUCUCAAUGGUGACCUGGUUUGGUGGGCAGAAUUACUUUCUGCCCAUUGCAUAUCUGGUGACCAGUGGGCUGAUCCUGGUGACUGCUGUCGUUCUCACAACAGUGUUUGUCAAAUUUGGCAAAAACGGCAAGAACAUGGAGGAAUAAACCAAAGGAAGAAGGAACUGUCUAUCAGGAAAGAAAGACAAACGGUGUGCUUCAGAAUCACUAAAAUCAAGCAGUUUAAAAC